This is a messenger RNA of Erinaceus europaeus (western European hedgehog), 1667 nucleotides long. Its product is annotated as beta-1,4-galactosyltransferase 3-like. Bases 49 to 1098 code for a protein of 349 amino acids. Lineage: Eukaryota; Metazoa; Chordata; Mammalia; Eulipotyphla; Erinaceidae. Gene Ontology annotation, molecular function: glycosyltransferase activity. Gene Ontology annotation, biological process: carbohydrate metabolic process. The transcript has 6 exons. The record is from RefSeq and is a predicted model, not a curated record.
UGCGCAGGCGCGGGUCGCCCAAGGGCGGAGCUGGAGGCGGAGCUGAGGAUGCGGGCCAGAAAGGACCGGCAGAGGGGGCUCCUGUUACUCUUCCUGGGGGUGCAGCUGCUGCUGCUGGGCGCCUUCCUCUACCACAACCACCGUCACCACCGAGGCUUUGACUCCUUCUGGGGCUUCCUCGGGCGAGGCCAGCAGGCUACGGUGGCAGUAGGAGACGAGGUGCCCUUCUGGGCCCAGGACUCCUUCUUGGGCAUGCCGGCUGGCGACGUGUACUCCAACCUCAGCCAGAUCCGGCCCCUGGACCUCAGCGAGGAGGACCUGCCCAGCUGCCCUGUCAUCUCCCCCUACAUCAACGGCCCCCUGAAGGUGCUGAGCCCAGAGAACCUGACGCUGGAGCAGGUGGCUGAAAAGAACCCACUGGUGGAGCCAGGGGGGCACUACCGGCCCCCCGACUGCUGGACGCGGCACCACACGGCGGUGGUGGUGCCCUACUCGGGGCAGGCCCAGCAGCUGCAGCAGCUGCUCUUCCACCUGCACCCCUUCCUGCAGCGCCAGCAGCUGCACUAUGCCAUCUACGUGGUCAGCCAGGUGAACAACACAGCCUUCAACCGGGGCAAGCUGCGAAAUGUGGGGUUCUGGGAGGCCAUGCAGGAGGAGGACUGGGACUGUGUCUUCUUCCACGACGUGAACCUGCUGCCGGAGGACGACCGCAACCUCUACGUCUGUGACAUCUUCCCCACCCACGUGUCCGUGGCCAUUGACAAGUUCAACUACAAGCUGCCCUACCGGGGCUACCUUGGAGGGGUCUUUGCCCUGCGGCCCAUUCACUACCUGAGGAUCAACGGCUUCCCCAACACCUACUGGAGCUGGGCCCGCGAGGACGAGGACAUCGCGGCCAGGGUGAUUGCUGGGGGCUCGCGGUGCCUGCACUACGAAUCCACUGCUCCUGGAGACCAUUUUUUCUCCUUUUGUUGCCCUUGUUGUCUAUCGUUAUUAUUGUUGUUAAUAUUAUUGCUGUCGUCGUUGUUGGAUAGGACAGAGAGAAAUGGAGAGAGGAGGGGAAGACAGAGAGGGGGAGAGAAAGACAGACACCUGUAGACCUGCUUCACCGCCUGUGAAGCGACUCCCCUGCAGGUGGGGAGCCGGGGGCUCGAACCGGGAUCCUUACACCCGUCCUUGUGCUCUGCGCCACGUGCGCUUCACCCGCUGCGCUCCCGCCUGGCCCCCUGCCCUGGAUUUCUGAGGGGGACCUGGCUGCAGUGAAACGAGGGGCCUGGGCUGUGGCUCUGGGGGGGCACCCUGAUGGAGGAGACUGGCAUCUGGCCCCCCCUGGCCCCCCAAGGCUGAAACUGAACGGGAUGCUCCUCUCUCGGCCUCACCUGCUCUUCGGCCGCUACCACAUGCUGGAGGGGGAGGACCCCAGCCGGGAGCGGAGUCAGAGGUGAGGGGGCGGCGGGCGCCCGGCGGGCAGGGUCCCUAGGCCCGGCCUCACUCACCCGGCUGCCCCUCUGCCCCUCUGCCCAGCCCUGGCCCAGUGGCCCCCGGCCACCGGCUGUGGCGCCACAACGGCAUGAACUCGGUGGGCUACAGGCUGCUCUCCAAAGACCUGCAGCCCCUCUACACCAACCUCUCCGUGGACAUCAACUUCUUCACCCCCGAAGGCCCAG